AUGGUAAACGCACCCGUCAACUCGGGCUUCGUCCUUCAAGAUGAUCCAGCGACGCCGCGAACUGAUGCGACUGUUUCCUUCCGUGAUAUCUUGCCAAAACCUGAUCACCCUCGUAUCGCUGGAAUAACAAAUCACACUUCCCAUUCAUGGUGUCAAUCCCGUCGAGAAGUGCCCGCUCCAGCUUGGUUGAUCAACAGAUUGGACAUCACGAACAUCGAAAGGCCGUACAAAGGUUUCUCGUCAGAUGGCAAUCCCGAUCCAUCUAUCUUUCAUUAUCAUCAAGAUGAAGGCGCUCCAGUAGAAGAAGCUGUAAAGGCUGUCGAGAUGUUACUCGACUCGUUGCCGGAAGAAUUGAGAUCAGAAGCUAUCAAGGGAGAUGUUCGGGACGAUGACGAGUUCAGGGCUUGGUCGAAUCCUGAGCUAUACGUCAAUGAAGGUGGGAUUAGGUUGGAUGAAACAACUCAAGAAGUCCAGGACCUCGUUCACAAUGUCCUCGAAGCCUCUUUAUCAGCUGAUGGAUACCACAAAGCUCUUGGAUGUACUUUGACCAAUCAUUUCCUGGGAGAGCUAGUAAACGGACUAUCGGUGUUGAACAAACAUUCGUACAACUUCCGAUUGUUUCUGCCGACGAAUGAUAAAGCCCCUAGCCUAACUCAACCAUGGGGAUAUUCUUUCUUUGGACACCAUCUUUGUUUGGCUGUUUGCUUCGUUGGUCGCCGAAUGAUCAUUGGACCUACUUUUAUGGGCGCUGAACCCGAUCGGAUCGAUGUCGGUGAACAUGCCGGGUUGCGAUUGUUCAGCCAAGAGGAAAUCAGAGGGUUGACAUUGAUGAGAGACUUAUCUUCAGAGAAUCAGAAACUUGCUCAGCUCAAUGAAGGAAUGGACUGUCAACAUGGUCUUGCAGAGGAUCGAUGGAAUCCUUUCGAUGAGAGACAUCUAGGCGGAGCACAUCAAGACAAUCGUAUCGUCCCAUUUGAGGGCUGCCCUAUCUCCAAAUUCACUCCCAAUCAAAGGGAAGAAAUAUAUGCUAUCAUUCAAGCUUUCAACACUUACCUCCCCGAAGUACCACUCAAGUACAAAAUGGAACGUGUAAGAAAAUUCGAAGAUCAAACCUAUUUCGCUUGGAUUGGGAAAUUCGGUUUGGGUGAUCCUUACUAUUUCCGUAUCCACUCACCAGUCACGUUCUGCGAGUUCGACUUUCAUUGUGGGAUUUUCCUUACAAACACAACACCUGCCAAAUGUCACAUUCAUACAGUGAAUCGUUUGCCCAAUUGCGAGGAUUAUGGUAAAGCGUUGAUCCGACAAUGGGAAGCGGAGCAGAGUCAGGAGUAG
Messenger RNA from Kwoniella botswanensis, 1332 nucleotides. RefSeq lists its product as uncharacterized. The transcript is spliced from 5 exons. The record is from RefSeq and is a predicted model, not a curated record. Lineage: Eukaryota; Fungi; Basidiomycota; Tremellomycetes; Tremellales; Cryptococcaceae. Bases 1 to 1332 code for a protein of 443 amino acids.